Messenger RNA from Hypomesus transpacificus, 4839 nucleotides. It is a transcript of the gene khk, whose product is annotated as ketohexokinase. Gene Ontology annotation, biological process: fructose metabolic process. The record is from RefSeq and is a predicted model, not a curated record. The transcript is spliced from 8 exons. Bases 28 to 984 code for a protein of 318 amino acids. Lineage: Eukaryota; Metazoa; Chordata; Actinopteri; Osmeriformes; Osmeridae. Gene Ontology annotation, molecular function: ketohexokinase activity.
UGGUUUCUGAGUUUCGAAGGCUAAAACAUGAACGUAAGAGUCCAAAUUCCUCCUGUUCCUCCUCGCCAAAGUAAUAUGGGCGACAAAAAGAUCCUCUGUAUUGGUCUAGUUUGUCUGGAUAUCAUCAAUGUGUUGGACAAGUACCCGGAAGAAGACACUGACAACAGGUGCCUAUCUCAACGUUGGCAACGUGGGGGGAACGCGUCGAACUCGUGCACGGUGCUGGCACUACUCGGGGCUCCCUGCGCGUUCUUGGGCUCCCUUGCGCCUGGGCCCGUAGCAGACUUCAUUGUGGGCGAUUUCAUCAAACGUGGAGUGGACAUUUCCACUGUUGCUUGGCAACAAGAGGGCGAGACUCCGUGUGCGUGCUGUGUCGUGUGUACCGCCAGCGGCUCACGCACAGUUGUGCUCUCUGACAUGAACCUCCCUGACAUCACAGCAACAGACUUCUCUAAGGUGGACCUGACCCAGUACAGUUGGAUUCACUGGGAGGGUCGGAAUGCAGAGGAGCAGGUGAAGAUGAUCCAGCAGGUGGCUCUGUUCAACAUGUCUUUGCCACAGCAACAGAGGAUCACCAUCUCUUUGGAGAUAGAGAAGACAAUGGAGCCGCUAUAUCAGCUGUUUCCCUACGGUGACAUAGUGUUUAUUAGUAAGGAUGUGGCCAUGCACUUUGGAUUCCAUUCGGCAGCCAGUGCACUACAGGAACUCUACCAUCGCGUGAAGAAGGGUGCUGUCCUCAUAUGUGCCUGGGCAGAGAAAGGAGCAGAUGCCCUAGGUCCUGAUGGAGUCAUCGUCCACUCUGAUGCCUUUUCUCCAGAGGUCUUGGUGGACACACUGGGAGCAGGAGACACCUUUAACGCAUCUGUCAUCUAUUGCCUGUCUCACGGAGGAAGUUUACGGGAAGCACUGAUGUUUGGUUGCCAGGUUGCUGGCAGGAAGUGUGGUGUCCAUGGAUACGACGGAAUCGUGGAGCAAAAAAAGUGAUAACAGGGGAGAAAAGACAACCUGUCAAAACUUAAAUUUUCAUUUGUGAUUUGGGGCCACAAAUGUUUUUUUUUCCAGGCAAACCAACGAUGAUGACCGUAUGAGGGAACAAUCAGUAAAUAACAGUUCUUGAAUCUGACACUAAUGCUGUAUCACCUGGUACCAACUCUUUUUUUUAUGCUGAUCUGUCCAAAACCUCUGGUGUAGACAGUGCUACAGUAUUAGUAGUAUGGUAACUACAGAAAGGGUGUAUCCAUGUGUACAGGACAAACAGCACUUAACCUUAUAAACGACUCCUAAAUCAAACCAGAGUUUAUGCUUUUCAAGCAUUGUGUACUGUGUGUGUGUCUGUGUGAGUAAGUUUGUGCAUGUGUAUGCACAUUUCUCUGUGUGAGACAGAGAAAGUGAGUCAUUGCUUUUACAGCUCUACAGUGACCUACAGUAAAUGUUGUGUUAAUAAUACACAGUGACACCAUCAAUAAGGGUGUGUGUGUGAAUAUGAAAUAUAAACAGGAUAUCUAUCAGUACCCCACCCUGUCGUAACCACACAGCUGGUGUGCGUGCAUGUGUGGGUGAGUAGAUUCCAGCCUCAAACCCUAACUUCUCUCCUGGUCUCUCACUUGGCUGCCAUCUUUCUCAUACUCCUGUUGAGUGUGAAUAUAAUUCAGUUACUCUUGACAUACUCCUGUGUCUUUAAUAUCUUGAAAGACAGUACCAAGUGUUGGGUUUACGUCUCUUUGUCUCCCUCUUGGAAUCAGAUUAAAAAGAAAUGUGUCUUCAAAGGCCUGGUCGUCGACAGGGCAGUUCAGGUAUACUUUUUAGUACAGUUCUGUAGAUCAGAUAACAGGCUCUACAACAACAGCCGCCUGACUUCUACAUGCCCUUCUCUCCUCUCUAUCAGUAACAGCUCCACCUUCUGUCACUUUGAGUUCACUAAGCGUCUUACUCUCUUUCCCUCUCAGUAGCUAUUCCACUAUUUUCCCACUCCCCCCCACACUCUCAUUCUCACUUCCUCUCUUUCUUAGGCAGUCUCUCUCACUUAGUUUCUGGCUCACAAUAACAGCCCACCUCAUCUAGAUCCUGCAUGCUGCUCAUCUAAAUCCUGGCUGGUUUCUGGUACCUUGACAACCAACCAAAUUCUAAACUAAGACAAAAGGAUGUUGGCACAUCAGUAAACAUACUCUGUUGUGCCAAGUUCCAAAACAAAUGGGAUGUUUGGUUUGAAUAGGUUGUAGACUGCAACACCUUACUCUCUUAACUCCCUUAUCAACAAAUUGAGAAAGAAAUGAUGCAGUUUCAGGACUCUGAACAGACUCAUACACAGAGAGUAUGUGGCUGUAAGUAUUUAUUUCACCCAUACGUGUUGUCAAAAUUCCAUAUUCAAGGUAACAAUUUAAAUUAUUUGGGUAAAGGCGAGGAACUUCAGUUAAAGACAGCUGCCCCUUAUCCAGUCCGACUUUUGAUGAGACGUCCUACCACUUAUCCUGGCAAACUGUAAACAAACUUUUCUCUCCCAUACAUCUGCCCUAGGGAGUGAUGGAGUAGUUAAAAGUAGUAAGGCAUGUGCCCUGUGUCCCUUGUUUUUGGUCCAAGUAUCAGUUUGAGAUGAGCAGGAAUAGUCUGGUCUUAGAACUGCACUCCUGAUCUGAAACACGCAGCCUGAUCCUGUCAUAGAUGAGUGGGAGGAUGUUAGAGUGUUACACCAUACACCCAGGCUAUGCUGUCUCUGGUGAGUAUCACAAGGUUAUGUCAGGGCCAGGAGGAAAGUGUAAUGGACCUCCUCUCCUUUGUCUUCCCUCCCUUCUCUAUUUUCUCCUCCCAUCUCGCCUCUUUCCUUUCUUCUCUCCAUCCUCUACACUUUUCUCUCGAUAUUAUCCUCUUCCUUCUCAUCUCUCCCUCCUCUGCUAUCUCAGUGGGCACCCUUAUUUAUAUUUCUAUGUAAUGCCUUAAUUUGAUAUUCUUAACCCAUUAAAGGAGAGCAGUGCUUUCUUUUUUCAAAGCAGCUUCCUUUACGAUAAACUAAUUUCUUGUUGCCCUUGGCUGCCGCUCAAUACAUCUUGUACCUGGGGGACAGGAGAAACUGGGAGUAAGGAGAAGAGGAUUAGGUUGAGGAGGAUGAACGGGGUAAGGCAGAAGGAAGACACUGAGGCCCUCAUGUACGUACAUUUGCAAACAUAAUGUUGUCAGCGCCAUGGCUAACCCUCAAAAAGUGCACGCUGUGAUACUUCAGCUUACGUCAUAUUUACCAAACCUGCAGUUUAUCGGGUAAUCAGCGCCUUUCUCCGCCCACUAUACCGUAAAUUGCGAGCAUUUAAAUGCGCAAUUGAAUGGGCCUCCUCUCUAUCAUGGAUCAGCCACCAAAGUCAAAACUAGCCAAGCAUUAAGUACUUGUGCUAUGAUACGGCUGAGUCUAGACUGUGAUAUUCCCACCGAUGAUCCUAUGACUGUUUGAAAUGAUCCUCAUGCCAAUACUUGUAAUGUAGCGAGGAGUUUAACAACUGCUGGAAUGGAAUGUGAAUGCUAAGUCGGAGAUUCAAUGUCAUAUUUGAUUUCUUCCAGUAACUGUAACAUUGUGUGACGAUAUAUAACGAACGUAGCCACGCUCCGUCACGACAACGUGUCGUUCGCAAGUCACUGGGCUCGAACGCACAACCUCCGACUUGCCAAGUGCGACCACUACCAACUACGCCAAAGAAAAGCUAGCUAUCCGUUGACGCGGGUGGCCCAUUACAUACCUGAAGAGUGAGUUUCACCGAUUCACACCGGUUACAUUCACCCCUCUGAAACUCACUCCGGCGGUUAGCCGAUGCCAACCUCGUGAGAUCCGGGUCACGGCACCAUUGUGACGUUAUGUAACGGACGUAGCCACGCUCCGUCACGACAAGAUGUAGUUUGCCAGUCACUGGGCUCGAACGCACGCCCUCCGACUUGCCAAGCGCGACCACUACCAACUAGGCCACAGAAAAGCUAACUAUUCGUUGACGUGGGUGGCCCAUUACAUACCUGUGGAGUGAGUUUCACCGAUUCACACGGGUUACAUUUGCAUGGCUGCUUAAUCGUAACGUGUAAUGAUUUGUGUUCACUCAACUGAAAAAGUUUGAUCCUUGUGACAAAAAUCCUUUCAGUUCUUUUCCUUGGCCUAUGGGUUCGUCUUGCUCGGAUUACUGCUGCCAUUUUACUAGGAGGCAUAUGCGAGGAAACCUGCAUCCUGGUUUACACCUGCUUUAAGGGGCGGAGAUUUUUCACCACAAAAUAGAAGGCGUUUUUUGCACAUAUCGCGGAAUACAUAAUUAGGCGCACUUUACACAUCCCCUCCAUCUCUUUAUGGGAAACACUUUUGCCUUGACCCUCCCGUGAAUGCAUAUGCAUGACACGGAAAAACGCAAUUUGCCAUUUUCAGUUCCCGUGACCAGCAGUCUGUGAUUUUACCUCAGUACAUACAUGUUUGUACAUACCUUGCCAUGCUUUUAAGCGCACGUUGCGAAAUAAAUACGCCUGAAGUGGGCGCAAAAGCAUGAGGCCCUGAAUUUGAUCUCUCAUAAAGUCAGACUGAGCACUAUUUAGACUUUCUAUCAAGUAAAAUGAUGUAAUCCUAGAUUAUAUAAUGCCAUCUAAUGGACUCUCUGACUGACAUGGGCUUCUGUGUGUAGAACCACCAAGUUGUUCCUCCUUGAUUUGGUGGCAAAAACGUUCUGUUGAUCAUAGCUGAUGGCUGAACAAUGAGGAUUCUAUGUUAGUACAGCUGCAUAAAAGUUUUACAAUUAUUUAAGGCAUGAUGUCAUAUAGCAAAGGCACGGCAUGGCACACACAUAGUAUAUGGCUGGAAUAAAGGAAUUCUCGUAGGUGUACUAAACA